AGCAGCUUUGCUCCUAUUCCUACUUUAAGUAAUCAUGAUUUGGCGCUCUAAUCCGUAGAUAAGAACUUUUAAUCAAAUCUAAAAACUUCCAAACGUACAAGAAAGUUGUAAUUAUAGAAUUCUCUUUUCUUUUGCGAACCCAUCCUUCUUACUCUCUUCUCGCAUGUAAAAUCGGAUUCUCUGCACUGCUUCCAUUCCUACAAGACAAAACUAUUCUCAUUUCAUCACUUUGAUUUCUUUCUAUCUUAGAUUUGUCGUCGUUUAGCUCUUCUUACAUGGCUCUUUGGACUAGAAAAUCUGUCAAUGUUGUCAACCAUUUCGUUUCAAAGCUGGGUGUUUUAGGCACGAUCAACCCGAGUUCCUGGUCUCAUUCUUUCCAUCAAAGACAUCCUAUUUCAGAUGCAUGUGCUCCAAAUCUCAAAAACCCAGUUGUAGAUAUUGUUAAUACGCCAACCCAUUUCGCUUUUUGUCGUUUUGAGUCCACCAUAGCUGAGAAACAUUCGGAUUCUUUUCAUGAUUUUGAUGCCAAUCAACAGGCCUUGGAUUUUCCAGGAGGAAAAGUCACAUUCUCUCCCGAAUUGAAAUUCAUUUCUGAAUCCCCUGAGGAGAGGGUACACUGCUAUAGGGUCCUUGAUAACAAUGGACAGAUUAUUUCAGGCAGCACCUAUGUACAGGUAAAAAAAGAAGUUGCUCUAAAAAUGUACAGUGAAAUGGUCACACUUCAAGUGAUGGAUACUAUAUUCUAUGAAGCGCAAAGACAAGGGAGAAUUUCUUUUUAUGUAACCACAAUUGGAGAAGAAGCCAUCAACAUUGCAUCUGCAGCAGCGCUAACUCUUGAUGACCUUAUCUUUCCUCAGUAUCGGGAACCAGGAGUGCUAUUAUGGCGUGGUUUCACCCUGCAAGAAUUUGCAAAUCAGUGUUUUGGUAACAAAGAUGAUUAUGGUAAAGGCAGGCAAAUGCCUAUACACUAUGGAUCUAACAAGCUCAAUUACUUCACCAUAUCAUCACCUAUAUCUACACAAAUUCCUCAGGCUGUUGGUGCUGCAUAUUCAUUAAAGAUGAACAAAAAAGAUGCCUGCGCAGUCACUUAUUUUGGUGAUGGUGGGACAAGUGAGGGUGACUUUCAUGCUGCUUUAAACUUUGCGGCAGUUAGGGAGGCACCGGUUGUAUUCAUCUGCCGAAACAAUGGAUGGGCUAUCAGUACACCAACAGAAGAUCAGUUUCGAAGCGAUGGUAUUGUUGUUAAGGGUCAGGCAUAUGGAAUCCAAAGUAUUCGAGUAGAUGGCAAUGAUGCGCUUGCAAUGUACAGUGCUGUUCAUGCUGCACGUAACAUGGCAAUUCGUGAACACAGACCAGUCUUAAUUGAGGCACUAACCUAUCGAGUGGGACACCACUCAACAUCUGACGAUUCAACCAAGUACCGAUCAGCUGAAGAGAUUGAAUGGUGGAGAUUGGCACGAGACCCUGUUACUCGGUUUAGACAAUGGAUCGAAAGUAAUGAUUGGUGGAAUGCUGAGGCUGAAUCAGAGCUUAGAUACAGUGUGAGAAAACAGAUGUUACAAGCGAUUCAAAUGGCUGAGAAGGUAGAGAAACCAGCAGUCGCAAACCUUUUUACAGAUGUAUAUGAUGUUCCACCAUCCAACCUUGUUGAGCAAGAGAAGUUACUGAGAGAAACGGUCAAAAGACAUCCAAAGGAAUACCCAUCAGAUGUUCCUGUCUAGUUUCUUUGUUUUACUCGUACCAAUACCAUGCCCUCGGCCAAGAAAACAAAAAAGUUUAAAAAGUGAUUUUAUUAUUGGAUGAAUGGAUUUGAAUUAUAGGCAAGGGCGUAUUCUGUAUAAGUUCAAAGGAAGGGACUGGGAUUAACUCUUGUUGUGCAGUGUAGCAACCUAUUAUUUAUAUUUUAAUAUGAGUUAAAAUUGCUAAUC
Molecule: messenger RNA, 1928 nt
Organism: Humulus lupulus (European hop)
Lineage: Eukaryota; Viridiplantae; Streptophyta; Magnoliopsida; Rosales; Cannabaceae
Product: 2-oxoisovalerate dehydrogenase subunit alpha 2, mitochondrial-like
Exons: 9
Coding region: 276-1721 (481 amino acids)
Biological process (GO): branched-chain amino acid catabolic process
Molecular function (GO): oxidoreductase activity, acting on the aldehyde or oxo group of donors, disulfide as acceptor
Source: RefSeq, a predicted model, not a curated record